Messenger RNA from Parathielavia appendiculata, 2445 nucleotides. Its product is annotated as HET-domain-containing protein. Lineage: Eukaryota; Fungi; Ascomycota; Sordariomycetes; Sordariales; Chaetomiaceae. The transcript has a single exon. Bases 52 to 2061 code for a protein of 669 amino acids. The record is from RefSeq and is a predicted model, not a curated record.
AUCCGGCUUGCCAGAAUAACCGCGUUCACAGAACAUUCCCAGUCACCAACGAUGUCUCAAUCCUCUGCUAGCAUAGCGUCCGAAGAGGAGCGUAAGGACGACGUCCCCGAGGACACCUGCCUAUGCAACGACCUGAUGGACAGAACAGGCCCUGUUCCCACCCUCGGGCGGCUCCAGGAAAUUGCCGCGACAACGACGUGCGACCUCUGCCUCCUGCUCCAUGAGCUGGCAGAUGCCUUCCAGGCCGAGGAGGACUCCCUCAUAUACCUUGAUCUCCCCAACAGCGGCUACCGGACCACGCUGGAGGUGUCAUUCCUGGCUGACAUGGACGAAGAUGACAUUACCCUGAGGGUGUUUGUGCCUCCCGGCGUGGAGUCUCCCCACCCUUCUAUCCGCACGGGCACCCCCGUUUCCUAUUACUCCGGUAGUGCGGAGUGUCUUGAGCUGGCGAGACGCUGGUUGGGCGAGUGCGCUCAACAUCAUAAGGACUGCAAGGUGCCUUCCGACACGCUAAUGCCCACACGCGUCAUUGACGUCGGCGGGGACGGUCGAGAUCCUGUCCUUGUGGAAACAGGGGGUAGACCUGGCCAGUAUGCCACUCUGAGCUAUUGCUGGGGCAAGAAGCCGCAGCUCAGGACGACCAAGGAGACACUGUCCGCCUUCCUUGAGGUCAUUCCCGUGGGAGAGCUGCAGAAGACGGCAUUGGACGCGCUCGAAAUAUGUCGGCACCUCGGGAUUCCUUAUCUCUGGAUCGACGCCCUCUGCAUCGUCCAGGAUGACGAGAACGACUGGCUCUACGAGUCGGCGCGCAUGUGCGACAUAUACUCGUCCUCGGCCCUCACCAUCGCCGCCGCCCGCUCCACGAACGCCAGGCAGGGCGUCUUCGGGUAUCAGCAAUACGGCAGCCGCGAGUAUUCCCAGAUUUUCUUGUUCCGGGGCACCGAGGUGUACGCGAGAAAGGUGCCGGUGGGGGAGCACGUUGGCAACCCCCUGGCCAUCAACAUCGCAAGCCAGGAGACGGGCCGCGUAGCCGAGGCAUCGUGGAUCCUUCGUCCGCAGGAGCUGCCCCUCGCACGACGGGCCUGGACGGUGCAAGAACGUGUCCUAUCGCGGCGCGUGCUCUACUACACCCCGCAGGAGCUCUGGUGGGAGUGCGACAGCUGCUGGGCGUGCGAGUGCGGGCGGGCCAACGACGCGAAAGACGGGGAGCUCGCGGAUGACCCCGACAACGGGGAUAGUCAUUUUGAUCCCGUUCGGGAAGCGAACAUCGGGUCCUUCGGCUGGCUGAGGGACCCCGGGCGGUGCAAGUCCCUCACGCUCGGCCAGGCGUACAAGAGAUGGGCGGCUGUCGUGUCCCUCUUUAGCGCGGGGAAGCUCACCGUGUUGAGCGACAAGCUCCCCGCGCUCUCGGGCAUCGCGCAGCAGUUCCAGCGGUGCCUGCAGGCGCGGUUCGGCGUGUCGGAUGAGUACCUCGCGGGCAUGUGGCGGCGGGACCUCGCGCAGCAGCUGCUGUGGCUCAUCGGUCCGUACGUCGGGCGCCCCCGCCUUGCGCCCUACCCGGUCGAAUGCGGCAUUCCUACGUGGAGCUGGGCCUCGGUCAACGGGGUGAUCAGCCACGCGUGGGAGGAACAGGAGGACGGCUUGGACCCGUUGUUCACUAUUCGGGAGGCAUCAGUCAACCUGGCGACUUCGGAUCCAACCGGCAAGAUUAGCGGGGGGCAGCUUGUGCUCGAGAGCCGUGUCUCGCACGGUCAUACGUUACGCGGGGUCCCACAGCCGGGGAAUAUCCUCGCUGGCCUUACACUGCUGCCGUCCGGCUCAAUGGUGGGCUUCUAUGCCGACCGCCCGGACGAGCUGCAUCCCGGCGGCUUCUACACUUGUCUCGAAGCGGCAGGAGGCGGAAAUUCAGGCGCAGAUUGGUUUAUGGUUUUGACGCCGUCUCGUAUAAUAAAUGGUGCGUAUGAGCGGGUCGGAUUUGGGGUCGUUUCGAGGUUAGUCGGGGAUUCUACUAAGGAGCACAUGUGGAAAGAUGCGCAAAUCGAGGCUGUGACGAUUGUCUGAUUCACGCAGGCAGGACCAAGACGAGCGCUACCUGAGCUCCUGGGAAUGUGGUCGGGCUACUUAGACGUCCCAGCACGCGUCCUGUGCGAGGCCGCCCGGUUCCUCUACAGCUCCGAAAACGCCUUCUUGAUGUCGACGCUGUAGUAGGGGUUGGCGUGGACGCUGUUGUACUUAAUCGUCUCAGAAACGGGAGCUGAACUUUGCAGCACGUUGCGGGGGUUGGUCUGGCUGUUGUAGGUGUAGUACUCGAUCGAGUUAGCCUUGUUGCGGUUCUCCUCCGGGGCCCAAUUUGCCGGGGUCCGGCGACUCGUGAACACGAUGGGCAUGGGGAUUAUGUUACUGGGACAUGGGAGAUGGCGGCUAUCAGCAGUGUGAUAAUGCAAG